Molecule: messenger RNA, 1561 nt
Organism: Triticum aestivum (bread wheat)
Lineage: Eukaryota; Viridiplantae; Streptophyta; Magnoliopsida; Poales; Poaceae
Product: FBD-associated F-box protein At4g10400-like
Exons: 5
Coding region: 216-1214 (332 amino acids)
Molecular function (GO): protein binding
Source: RefSeq, a predicted model, not a curated record
UAGUAGGAAACGAGCAGCAGAGACGGUAUUUAGGUUACCGAUCUCGCCCGAGAAACCCUUCCAGCGGCUAGGGUUUCGCCCGAGCCACCCCAUGAGAUCACCACUGCCGUUCUGAACCUGAUUCCGUUGGCGUCGUGCCGUCGUUCCGUCCGUCCGUCCGUUGGCUCCGUGCUCGGCAUUCCAGCGCUACCUCGUCCGCCUCUUCAACAGAACCGAUGGCUCCGAGAAAGUACAAGAAAGCGCCUAGAUCGACCGCCGUCGACCGCAUCGGCGACCUCCCGGACGAGAUUGUCCACCACAUCCUCUCCUUUCUGCCCGCGCAGGAGGCCGUGCGCACGUCCGUGCUCGCCCGGCGCUGGCGCCACCUCUGGAGGUCGGCGACCGGCCUGCGCAUCGUCGGCAUUGAGGGCGCGGAUACCGUCCAGGAGCUCCGGCAGUUCGUGGACCAUCUGCUAAUCCUGCGUGGGCACGCGGAGCUUCAUACUUUUGAGAUCGGCAUCUCUGAAUUCUCGCAAGAGGACGUGCCUUUAUUUCUCAACCUAUAUGAGCCGCCUCUUGUCUCACGGCAUCUGAGGGCACUAGACCUUGAGGGCGUGCGCCUGCAAGGGGCCUUUCUUGAUUUUACUUCCUGCCCAGCAUUGGAGGAUCUGAAGAUGAAGCAGUCCCACAUUUAUCUUGAGAAGAUAGUGUCCCGGUCUCUACAACGUUUGAGCAUCAUCGGUUGCAGCUCCGAUAUGUACUACCGGAUCAGUAUCUCUACCCCUUGCCUCAUCUCGUUUACACUGGAUGGCUUUCAGGACAAAACCCCUUUGCUUGAAAGCACGCCAUUGUUAGAGACUGCAUUUGUGAGGCUUGGGUGUGACUACUACGAUACCUGUCAUAAUUAUGAGGAUGGGCUUUUUUGUGGUGCUAAUGAUUCUAGCUGUCCAAAUUGUCUUGCUUACAAUGAUGGAAUGAGCAAGACUGUGCUUCUUGGAGCUCUCUAUAAUGCUAAACAUCUGGAGUUGAUAUCUACAUCAGAAAUGUUUAUUUUUGCAAGGGAUUUGAAAUGGUGCCCUACAUUUAACAAGCUGAAGACUUUAUUACUCAAUGAAUACUGGUGCGUGGGUCCUGACUUUGAUGCACUAACUUGCAUUCUCAAACACUCUCCAGUUCUAGAGAAACUCACUCUUCAACUUGUUUCCGAGGGACAACAAGCACAUAAGUGGAAAUGAAGGGAAGCUACAGUUCUAUGGAGAGAUCUGCUGUAAUAUCGGAGCACCUAAAGUUAAUUUCUAUCAAGUAUAAUGUAGUUGAUGACAGAGUUCUCCAACUUUUGACGUUCAUGUGCACAUUUAACAUACGAUUCAGUUUUGAGUAAGGGUGAGAAAAACUGACUUGAUGGUAGAUUCAUCGAUGUGCUAUCUAUGGAGUAUUUGAAAAUUUAAGGCUUCAUUCUGAUGUGAUGAUUUUUCCCAUUUGCAAUAUUUUAUCUACAUGCAACUUAGAGCUUCAGAUCAUCUAGCUAGACCAGUUUUUAUGAUACCAGGUUUAUGCACUUUAUGCUUGGAGAUAAUGUCUA